Aedes aegypti (yellow fever mosquito) is the source of this 7464-nucleotide messenger RNA. RefSeq lists its product as uncharacterized. NCBI's taxonomy places the organism in Eukaryota, Metazoa, Arthropoda, Insecta, Diptera, Culicidae. The coding region runs from base 228 to 7346 and encodes 2372 amino acids. The record is from RefSeq and is a predicted model, not a curated record. The transcript has 8 exons.
CAACCGGUUCUGCACUCGCGAGUGAUGCAUCGAAAAACCAAAGCGAAGCGAAAACAGAACGUCUGAAAUAAUUUUGUGCUAGUUGUUUUUGUGCAUUUAUUUCGGUGAAAAUAGCUUACGAAACGAGUAAACGGUGUACAAAUCGAAAGAAUAGAUUGCGGAAAGCAUUGGGCUUGAAGAAAAUUCAAUGAUUUCCCAUUUGUUGUUGCUGAAAUCCGUCAAUAAACAUGAGUAGUUCGCGGCACAAACGAUCUUCGAUUCUGAAGAAACGGGCGUCGAUUGAUCCGGCCAGUUUGGAGGGAAGCCCGUCGGAGACUACGGCAACGUCGAAAGUGAUAAAACGAAUCGGAUUCAAGCCGAAAAAGUCCGUCAAAGAAUUCUUCGCUUCCGAGGAAACGGCAACGAUUUGGUGCAAUUCAUAUGAACUAUCUGCAGAUGGCACACCACCAUGUAUUGCUGCGGCUGAUGUCAGUGCCCUAAAAGAAGCAUCGAAGGUGGAAUGCCCUGCAAAAACCGGCGAAUGUCCGACGAGUAACAAAGAGAACCGUUUGUCCGCUGGGGAAUUGAGGGCCAGUUUUGGCGAUAGUAGCAGCAUUUGGAACUUGUCGAUAUCGGUCAGUGAAGAAGAAAGGCGACGAAUAAAAGCAGAAAACUCAGUUCUUAAUACAACUGACAGACUGACCCAAGAUCCUAUUUCUCUACCGAGGCCAGUUCUGCGCCAGAAACAACUGGAAGUGUGCGAAGAUUCCAAUGCAAUGGACAUAAGUCCUGUGAAAUCGGCUGGAAACAUAAGUUCUCCGAAGAAAGUUCUCUACCAUCAUCCCAAACAGAACAUGUUCGUUACGAUUGUGAAUGAAACCCGUUCAGUGCAAUCGCCGAAUGACUCGGAGAUCAAUUUCUUCGGACCUCAAGGGAAUCAGCCAGCACCCCAAGAAUCGCUAUCAUCUAAAAUACUGUUCCAGACAUCCAGCGCCAACAAUCAAUGGAGAAACAAGUCCAUUCAGACAGAGCCACGUCCAUCAAUGGCUGCCAAUAUGCGUUCGACUGCAGUGAAUGCCGAUUUGUCCGCUGGCUGGAGUUCGCACGUUGCCGCAACGGAACCCUUUGGACAGCGGUUGACAUUCGGCAAUAGUCAAUUCGAAAUAUCGGAGGCGUGGAACUCGCAUCCAGCUGCUGCGCUGAAACUGAAGAUGCUUCAGCAGGGUAAGAUUUCGACGGUGUUCGAUCCGCGGCUUUCGGAUGGCGGAGGAGGAGAGGACAUCGAUACGACAUUGGCAAUCACGCAGACGGUGGCGAAAAUGUUGGGACCCGGUUCGAAGACCACCUCGCUGGAGAACACCCGAAUAAUGGAGGCAGAAGCUAUGGACGUCACCAAAGUCAAAGAAAAUUACACGGAUGAACCUAUGGAUAUCUCUGUGAAUAUGAUGGAACUAGCGGAUGAUGCGACGAUUAGCGAUGUUCACAUUCCGACCAACGCUCUGACAAGAGCCCGACCGUCUUUCGUCCCAAGCUCCGCUCCGAUGGACGAGAGCGACUGCCAGUCACCUGGGGAAAUUGUCUCAGUCUCUGGACAUCGAAGGAAACCUAAACAGCGCGAUACGAUUCUGAAGACAGUGCCGAUCGAAAGUAUCGAACCAGAACCGGAUAGUUUGCUCCUGAGAGCCGGUCCAUCUCAUGAACCAUCACCUAGAAAACCCAACCAAAGUACGAACAGGCAAACUAUUCUUCAUGAUGAGAAGAUUGUGGAAGAUAACCUCCUUGGAGUUCCGCAGAUUGAGGUGAAGACUCCUCCAAAAUCAACAAUGAGAAAAACGGUUUACAAUUCGAAUAUGGAACAAUCUCCCGUUGUUGACCGUUCAGUCAAACGAGACCAGAAUAACUUGUUUAUGGUUGAACCAAUCAAGUUGGACUUGCCGGAGUUGAUCUUCGGUGAAAACAGUAUCGGUUUGGAGUUGACCACGAACAAUGAAACUAGUCGUCCCAAAGUUCACCGAAUGCCUCCGAGAAAUUUGAAACUGGAAUUUGGUGCGAUGAAGCCUGUAUCUGAGUCCGGAAAAGUAGCUACAAAUGAGGAUCGGAUCAGUACGAUAGUCAUUGAUUCGCCUGAACCACAGAUGGAACCCAAACGCAGAACAGUAAAUGGGGCUGCUGAUAUCUCUCUUGACAAGGAAUUGUUAAAUGAUUGCAAUAGUUCUGAAAAUAUCCCAUCCAGAAAAACUAAUUUUCAAAACCUGGAUGUUUCGGUUGAAAAAUCUGCGGAGAACACGCCGGAUUACAAACGAGGUACAAUUUUCACCAAUGCGAAGAUCGACGAGUCAGUAAAUCAACCAGAAGAACCUAACAAUCCGCCUCGAGCGACAAUUUACUACAAUGAAGCCCUGGAUCAAACUCGUGCUGAGUCUCUUGAAGAUCUCAGAAGCACUGGUAAAUCGCGUAAAACCAUUCAGCAAAAUGAUGCUAUGGAAUGCGUAUCUCCUGAUCUAGGUAGUCGUGUUAAUCAAUCGAAAAAAUCUCGGAUGACCAAUUUUGUGUUGGAUGAAAUGGACCAGUCUCAAUCGAGAGAUUUAGUUGUAGAAUCGAAACCAAGGCUGACCACGGCUACUGUUCAGGAUAUGGAUGAAACUGUGUGUCAAUUACAAAAGGAAACAUCAACCAAAAAGAUUGGAUUGACAACUCGCAGAACAGAUCAUCACAAUCUUGAUGUUUCGAUGGACAGUCCUCAGUCAUUUAAUAAACGGGAGACAAUUUCCACGAACAAACCAUUCGAUCCUCAACCUUUGUUGGAUCCACAAAAAUCAAGAGGCACAAUUUUCUUCAAUGACCAAUUGGAACAAACGCGCUUGGAACCGCGUUCUGGGUCACUGGAAGAUCUAAGAAUGUACGGACAAGCACGUAGAACAAUCGAACGAACCAAAUCAGAAGGCGCUUGUUCCGAAGUGUUGAAUUCAGAUAAGCCACACAGUGCGCGCAAAAGCAAUUAUCUAUUAGGCGAAAUGGAUCAAUCUCGAAUUCCAUCUCCGAUUGGGAAUCUCAAUCCAAGAAGGACUGCUGACGGUAAUCGCCCGGUAGAUGAAACUUCUAGCCGAUCGUCCAUCGUCUCAACGGCUCCAGUAGAUACGGGAAAGCAUCGCGCAACCAUCAAUUAUAACAUCGAUAUGGAUCAGUCUAGCUGCUCUCGAAAAUCGGUUUUACCGGAGGUACCACGUCAGAAAUUCCGCCAAACUAUCAUUGGCCGCGAAAGUAUGGACCAAACGUUGGUCGAUAGGCAAGUGGAAUUACAGCAAGUGACGCAAGAAAUACCACAACGGAGGACUUUGGGUGGCACGAAGACACGACAAACUAUCACAGGGCGCCAAAGUAUGGAUGAAACAUUGAUCGACAGGCACGUAGAGCUGCAGCAAGAACCGCAACUCCUGUCUGAAACCCAUACGGAAGAAACGGGAGUUGUUCCGGAGAAUCUACGUAAAUCUAGAAGCGUAUCUGAUGUAGUUUUCCAAAAAUCGCGGCUUACUAGCCAUCACGAAUUGCCUAUGGAAGAGACCAAAAUUCUUCAGGAUGAUAGUUAUACUGCGCUUCCAUCACCGAAGAGCUUUGCUCGAGAAACUAAUUCGUUUGCUAGAAUAAUGGAACAAAAAGACUGCACUGCCCUGCAAAAUCGACAAAGUGUUCUGACCGAAAUGAACAUGGAUGAAACUAAUCGAAAUGGGAUGAUUGAAGACUCUCACAUCAACGAAUCUAUCAGGCAAUCUCAAAAUCAUCAAAGUCAAUCAAAAUUCUUCGGUAAUAAUGCUGUAGAUUCGCGACAUACCAGUUAUGCCAUUAAUAAAAUGAAUGAAAGCGCUUCCCCUACGGCCAAGUUAGAAACUAUCCUCUUAGAGAGAUCUAGAUUGUGCACAGAAAUGAACGGUCCAUCGGUUCCGAGACAAACAAUAUAUCAGCAAGUGGAAAUGGAUGAAACGCGGUACGUUACUCCGCCACAGAACUCAGAGCUACCACUGCGAGGCAGUAUUAUCCAUUCUCCGACAAACACUUCCCGCCGAACGUUAAUUGCAGAACAGACGAUAGAUGAAACUGUUCCAGUGUCAGAACUCAUCAAACAGUCUAACAUAACGAUUCCAGGGACAUACCAGGAGUUUUCAACCGUCCGCCACACGACCUAUGAGAGGGAUCCCAUGGAUGAAACAACGCUUGCCCUGCAAGAAAUUUGCGUUACUCAAAAACAAAACUGUGUUCAAUCACCGAAUAUGCCAACUGCAGAUGUUCUACAACUUCGCCAAACGGUCAACGCGGAACAGGAUAUGGAGCGAACGGCGAUUCACUCGAAUGACCAAUCGAUUAUUCAAGCACCACAGCGGACAUUGGUCAAAUCUUUGAAUCUUGGCCAAACGUUCCGUAAUCAUCCAAAUAUGGAGCUGACCGUUGGGGCGAUGAUAGACAACGAUGAUGACAAUCAAGAUGCCAACGGAAGUGUGUGCGCUGAACCUAACGUUUCGAUGAACCGUCAAUGGGCUGAGCAAAGUAAGAACGGUAUCAUUCCCACAGCUACUACCAGUUUCAACCAUCACAAUCAACAAUUCGAAGCAUGCAAACCACAUCGUAAAACCAUACUCAUUCCGGAAGACAUGGAGCAAUCCCUCGAAAUGGAUACCUCCGGUCUUACGCCAUUGCAAGAAAAAUCACCACCUUCUCGCCGUACUAUCGUCCACCCGGAUAACAUUGCAGAAGAAUCCGUCAGAUUUGCCAUUAAAGCUGAACAAUCGGAAUCGACAUUGAACGUGGCAUCUCCGACGUACGCUCUGCAAGAGCAAACAAAGCAGGACUUCUCAUUUGCUGUACCGCAGUUGCCGGACGACUGCGUAUUGAGAAGUGCAGCUCCCAUGCCAACAUACAAAACGAACCCAACAUCUCAGACGGCACCGCAGCUUGCCCAGCCGGAGUUUGCAAAUUACUCGAUUACAGAUCCCUGUGCUUCUAUAAGGAAAACCAUCGCCGUCGACAAUCUGAGCGAAAUUUCUGGGCUGGAGCUUUCCAACUGCCAACCGGCGAGAUCGAUUGGUGUGAUCGGAGCUCCGCCCGGUGAUGUUUGCAGUUUGACGCUAAAGGAAGUGACGGAACCAGUUAUUGUUCAACCUGCGCCGGUGGCAGUCUCUGUCAUACAGGAAACACCCAAAAAGGCUAGCAUGAUACCGGUGCGCAAGAAUCGGGGGUCUAUCUUUGAUAGACAGUCGAUGGACUUGGAUGAAUCCGGAAUCGCGCCAAUCGUAUCUCAAGAGCAACCCGAACAGAGUGAACCUGAUCCACCAAUGACUGAGAUUCAUGAUCCUUAUCCGGACGAUGAAAUUGUGAUUAAAAACGAACCCAUUGUGGAUUCUAGUGACGAUGAGUUUUAUGACGCAAAUAAUGAUCCCGAGAACGAGCAGAACGAUGACCAUGAUGAUUGUGUGUACGUCACAAAAGAAGCUGUCCAGCCCAAAAGGUUUUCAGAACGAGGAAAGUUGAAGUUCGUCGAAGCAACGAUCCUCGAUAAUACCUCCGCAGAGUGCCGAACGCUCAAGUUCAUCGAUGUAGAUGAUCUUGAACAGACUACUCAAAAACGGCAGUUGUCCCGAAUAUCGAAAUCGAUUUUGAUCGAGCAUGAGAAUGAUCCCCUAAACGUUUCCCUCUCCGAUGAUUAUCCGAUGAAAAAAAGGAAAACUAAAAUACCUACUCCACUGAAAAGAACGGAAGAAGCAUCCGCAUCCGCACACAAAUCGCUAAGACGUGUUACCUUCCAUCAAGAUGUGAUACUCUGUGAUGAUUCGGACGAUAAAGAUAAACGUUCUGACGGUAAUGUAACUAGUCUCCCAGAUGUGGAAAGGGUAACAAUCAAAGAGGAAUGCGUGACUAUAGACGUUGACGAGGAAGAGCAAACUAAAUUUGGGCAAACGAUCUUAACGGAUCCAUCUGUUUUCAUCAUAGAAGAAAGUGAUAUGCUAGCAAACGAGUCCAACAUAUCGUUUGUUGGAUCUCCGCCAUCGGAACAGAACCAUCGUGGAAGUACAUUGAAGUUCGACAACACCUACUAUGAGGAGUACGUUAAUCUAACGUUGCACGUCAACCAGACGACAAACAGUUCCUGCAUAGUUAUCAGUGACGAUUCUCUCACAGUGGCCAAUAACUGUGAAAGACAGAACUCCAUUCCACCCCCACUGGAAAGGCGAUUAACCAUGGAGGAUCUUCCUGAACGGAUAAAAAGGACUCGAGAAUCACUGGUAAUGAACUCCACCGUCGCCAGUGAAGUAAUGUAUGAACUGAACCAGCAGAUUAUCGAAGCCAAGAAAACAUGCUGCAGCUUCCAAGGGAACUGUAAUUGUCGACAGAGAAGAACCAUGGCCGUCGUCAAACGAGAUAACGUAGAAUUGGUGCGAGAAUCGUGGAAUCAAAAUUUUGAUCGAAUACUCAGUUCAGUUUCUGAUUUGCCUGUCCAUAUCAUUCCCUUGGAUGAUCGAAUUUUGGAAGUGUUGAAUAGGCCUAUGAAACCGCUUCCUCUUCCGUGUUUGGAGAAACAAAAACCGUACCUUCCUGAGCUGCCUCCGCUAAGAUUUCUCUGUGAGAAUUACCUGAUGUGCCAACAAGCCGAUAAUACCCCAUCUGUAGAAUGUAGCCCAUGUGACCUUCCUGCGACACCCAGUGUAACGGCAUUAAUUUGUAACAAGCUUCGCACGGAAAACUAUCGGUGGUUCUUAGAUACUACAGAUGAGCACGACAUGCGCCUCUAUUUACGACAUCGAGUUUUACGCAGUAUUCGAUUCAAAAUUCAACUCCAAAAUUCUCGUCGCUGGUAUAGCAAACAAGAAGACACUCGAAUUAUUCGGAUAGAGUUGAUGGAGAAUCCAAGUGAUCUUGUAGACUCGACUCGUCUUCUGGUAUCACACUUAGAACUAGUACGUGCUAUGAAUAAAACGGCAGUCGAUCUGCUGUCCUCACAAUAUCCCAGCACAGCCCACAUAAUGGGACUAAUUGUUCAUAUAGAUACCCUUGUUGAACAAACUUUCGGCAAAGUCGAUCAAUUAUACCGCAUUGUUCGAAACAACGGAGCUAUCUUGGAACAGAUUGGAGACAGCAGUCGACUGCAAAUUGACAAGUUCUACGAAUAUCAACAUGAAGGUGUAAUUCACUGGAAUCGAAUCUAUGUGCAGUUUGAUUCGAUAGAUCGGAUAGACCACCAUAGCGUAAUAUUCCAUCGAAAAAUGAUCAACGCGGCAUGUUUGCUCCCAACCGAGCAUCAAUGUGGAAAAAUCGGUAUCCACGGGUUGACAUUUUUGGAAUGUUUACUGUGGAACGUUGAAAAAAUUUCUAUAGAUUAGAACGUUAUAUUUAAGACGAUUGUACAGCAUUUUUCCGUUUCGAAUCGACCUCGUCCAUAAGUUUUGUAUUUAUAGUGUUUGCUAUUUUUACUCAAUAAAUAGGAAAAAAAAUCUCGUA